UUCCACUGGAGCAGACAAUAGGCCAGUUUCGUCAAGCUGCCUCACAUCAUGUUAUUCACAACAGGAAGUGGGUUGGUCUAUUAAAGUAAAAGCACAACGUUAGUAGAGUAGAGUAGAGCUUUAUUCAUCCCCCUUGGGGGAAACAUACUAGUACAGUAGCAAGUGGCAGUGCAGAAAAAGAGAGAAGAGGAGUUAACACAAUAAAUAGAGUAAAAAGAACUAAAAAGCUGCUGGACUUGAACAAUGUACUGAUAAUGCGAGAAUUUUUGUUUUCCGUUACUAAUUUACAACAGUAUUAACACAAACACUAUUGAGCUGCAUACUAAGCUAACUAGAGUUAUCACACAACUUAAUAACUUAAGUUAAUAAGUUUGAAAGAACAGGAAAAUUAUCAGUGAGUAUUUCCAUGCCAAUAUGUCUCCAUCAUUAGAGACAAAAUUGCAACUAAAUUACUUUGUGACUUAAGAGGAUUACAUUUGUAUUUAACAAUGAUCUCUAACAUGUUAUAGCUACAUGGUUAGAGAAUAAUGUUUGUCAUUUAAUUCUGUUAAACCUGCAAAUGCAGCAGUAGUUUUUUGUUAUAUGUAUUAAAUGACCAUUGUUGGACAUUUUAUGGAAUUUAUGACCAUUUAAAAAAACUUCAAGUAACCCAUAAAAUGUGUCCCAGCAUUAAUCAGACAUUUGAUACCUUGGUCCAUUGGUAAACAGCAGUUUUUUUUAAUUUAUUUAUUGCUUUACAUUUUAUUUUGAAAUAUAAUGAGCGGAUGUGAGCUGUGCCCCUCGUCACCGCGUCAAGUGUUUUCAGCCGAACAUCAUCUGGACUCUGGUAUAGAAAUGUCCUCUCCUCCUGUGUGUUUUGGAGGUUCAUUAAAACUCACCGCCGCCAUGACGUAGACCAUCUGCGGGUGUUUGGAUGAAGACUGACGGAGGCUGCAGCAGGGAGGAGGAAGUCUCUGAGGGACAGACGGAGGAUGUACUGGGCUGCUGGCCUCGCCUCCUCCCGGCCGUGUGUUGUUGAGCUUGGGCGGAAUCACAGCCUGCCUCUCGGGCUGUGCGCCUCCGAGCAGCAGCAGUCAUUGUAUGGCUACAUCAUCGCCGUCCCUCUGCAGGAGUACGGAGGCAUCAUGUCGGUGCUGGGCUCGGACUCCUGGUGGAAGAAGACCCUGUACAUCACCGGGGGGGCCCUGCUGGCCGCUGCAGCCUACCUGCUGCACGAACUGCUCGCAAUCAGGAAGGAACAGGAGUUGGACUCUAAGGAUGCCAUCAUCCUCCACCAGUUCUCCAGGCCAAAGAACGGUGUCCCCAGCCUCUCACCCUUCUGCCUCAAAUUAGAGACGUACCUGCGUAUGGUAGAUCUGCCCUAUCAGAACUACUUUGACGGGAAGCUGUCACCGCAGGGAAAGAUGCCCUGGAUUGAGUACAACCAUGAGCAGGUUUCGGGGUCAGAGUUCAUUGUGGACUUUUUGGAGGAGAAGUUGGGCGUCAACCUCAACAAGAACCUAACACCACAUGAAAGAGCAGUGUCCAGAGCUGUGACCAAAAUGGUGGAGGAGCAUCUUUACUGGACGAUCGCCUACUGUCAGUGGGUGGACAACCUGGAAGAAACCCAGAAGCUUCUGGCCAUGAGUGGACCCCUGAGUGACACGCUGAAGUGGAUACUGAGUCACCUGAAUGGCAGCAUGGUACGCAGAGAAAUGUACGGCCAUGGCAUUGGACGCUUCUCCAAGGAGGAGGUUUACACCCUGAUGGAGAAGGACAUGAGGACACUGGCCACACUGCUUGGUGAUAAAAAAUACUUUAUGGGUUCUAAAAUGUCCACGUUAGAUGCUACGGUCUUUGGGCACCUAGCACAGGCUAUGUGGACGUUACCUGGAACACGACUUGAACAACUCAUCAAAGGUGAGCUGAUCAACCUUGCCAUGUUCUGCGAGCGGAUGCGUAGGAAGUUCUGGCCUGAGUGGUUUGUGGAGUUGGAGGACCUUUAUUAUGAAGGCGACAGCGACAGCAGCGGUGGUCGUGGCUCUCCUACAGGCCCGCUGGACUUCGGCCUCUUCUCCAGGACUGACACUCUGGACGACAGUGAUGGCAGCUGCCAUUCAGCAGAACCCUCGCCGCAGACGCACUACCCUGAGUCCGACCACUCACUGUUUGACUCAGACGUAGGCACGGGAUCUGAUAAUGAUGUUCAGCUGAAGGAUGAGCCGAUGCCGGCCCUGGAGGUUUGACCCAGGAAGGUACAGAGGCAGACUGGUGUCCAUCGGUGGAAGAAACUAUUUCAAUUCAUCCACUUAAAAUAACCAACACGUCCCAACUUCUUGGUGAACAACAUUGGUAUUUACAUGCAGAGCGUACUUAGGUCGAGACUGUCCCCGGGGGCAGUUCCUCUUUGCCUUAUUUGUUUCUUUUCAAAGAUGCAGAAACUAGUGUGGAAGGUCAAUACAGAGGACGUCUCAUGAGACCUGGGGCAGCAGAGACAGAGCCUGUCCACCUUGUGUCCAUACACCCAUGCAGGCAGAUGGAGAUUGAUCAUGUGAUCAUAAAGCAGGAUCAAACAGCAGCACGGUGCUCACAGGUUUGUGUUACAUUUUAGAACAGAGACUUUCUGCUGGGAUUUUGAUUGAGUUUGAUUGAGUAGACUGUAUAUAAGAAAUGGAUAGAGCUGUCGUUGACAAUAAAAGACUAAGACUAAGAAAAGAAAUUAUGCAAGGAACUGUUUGUUUUGUAGGGUGAAAGGAUAUUAAACCGCUGUUGGUGCAACUCUAAAGAUGAAGACAUGGUUUUAUAAAAUAAUCCAAAGGAUGCUGACCGCUGUAAAACCUCAAGUAGAAUAAAAAAAGAGGAAAUGGUCACGAUAAUACAACAGAUGAGUUCACA
Messenger RNA from Cynoglossus semilaevis (tongue sole), 2874 nucleotides. RefSeq names its product failed axon connections homolog, metaxin like GST domain containing b (gene faxcb). Bases 972 to 2225 code for a protein of 417 amino acids. The transcript is spliced from 6 exons. The record is from RefSeq and is a predicted model, not a curated record. NCBI's taxonomy places the organism in Eukaryota, Metazoa, Chordata, Actinopteri, Pleuronectiformes, Cynoglossidae. Gene Ontology annotation, cellular component: cytoplasm.